CUGCGAUUGUUUUUACGUAAGAGUUACAUGCCUGCUCAUUGUAAGUAACGUUCAACUAUGCAAAUAUCAUAGAGCGAACUAUGGGUAUCUUUGAAAACUUAAUAUAUACUUGGGUAAUGUUCGUGGUCUUUGUUUUUGAAAUAAGCGAAAAGGUGAAUGGAAGAAACCAUGGAUUAGUCCUCAAGCAAGAAGUUGUCUCAAUUUAUGAUGAAAACUUCACUGACAUUCCGAAGGACAGGGAGCCAUAUUAUGUUAAAGUUCAACGUUGUGUCAUGGAAAAAGAUAAAAUUCCUAGAUGUGGAGUUUGUUGGCCCCAACCUAUUACAUUGACAGAAGUCGAGAUUGUCGUUCCUGAUUUAAAAAACUACACAAAAUUUUAUAAAUAUAUUGUAUAUAAUCACACUUCUUGUUACUGGGAAAGGACCUUAACAGUUUUGAACUUUAAUCUACACAAGAAUCUACCUUCAAACGAAAUUAACGAAACAGAAUUUACAACAAAAGUAAAAUACAAUCCACCAAACGUGAGAACAUGUAAUGACUAUUGCAAGCAUCCACAACCUCGUUUUCAUCUGCACAGUGAAUAUACAAAGAUGGUUCAACCCUAUAUGAAGUUGUCAGGGAACACUUAUCGUGUAAUUUUUGGAAUACAAAAGUCUAUAAAAGUUCAUAAAAUCCACCUUCCAAUAGCAGACGCAGUGAUACAGAAAGUCGACCCCUCGUGCUAAAUAACGGAUUAUUUGUCUACAUCACAUCACCCAGAGGCAAUGAAGAUUGUCAAAACAGAAAUCCUAGAUGGUUCAACCCAGUUUGAAGUCAUUGAAGAACAUAUAUCUUGCAAUCUCUGGAGCACAACACAACAGUCCCAUUAAUUCAGCAUUUUGGAAGUGGGGAAGAAAGUAUACGAAUUUGUGCAGUGAACAUCAAGAUCAAGUAAUUUAGUUGGUGCUAUUGUUUAAUGCAGGAUGGAAAUAAUAGAAAUUCACAAGAAUUUUAUAAGUAUAAAAAAUAAAUCAAUGUUUCAAUAAAGGUUUCAAAAUUAAA
Messenger RNA from Xenia sp. Carnegie-2017, 1041 nucleotides. RefSeq lists its product as uncharacterized. The transcript has 6 exons. Bases 81 to 725 code for a protein of 214 amino acids. The record is from RefSeq and is a predicted model, not a curated record. Lineage: Eukaryota; Metazoa; Cnidaria; Anthozoa; Malacalcyonacea; Xeniidae.